AAAAUACACAGCAAAAGCUCGGCGGCUCCUCCCCAAACAUUCCUUGAAUGGUGGACCAGACAAAGUAACAGAGAAAAGGUGGAUCAUUAAAGAAUGGAUGACCCGUCAGUCACUCACCCCACAGAGUCAACAUCUGAGCGUUGAUGAACCAGGAGCCAUCAAGCUGAACAGACUCGGUGGAUUAACCAAUCCUGUGUUGUCUGAAAAAUAACAACAGGGAAUGCUCAUUGGACAGCAGUGAUUUCUUGGAGCCCAACUGGUUUCGACUGUAACGACAUGUCUCUACUACCCAGGCGGAGGAAAAUCAGGACUUUUGCUCUGCUGUUUUGCGUCAUUACAUUUACAACAUUCCUGUUCAGUUACACUUUCCAGGACCCCUCACUCUAUUUCUUCAAGUUCUUUCUCUCCAAAGGGCUAUGUGCCUGUCAACAGUGCAUGACUGAGCAGGAGGACGAUCCCUGGUUUGCGGAGCGCUUCAAUCAGUCCGUCCACCCUCUGAUGACCAGGGAGAACUGCAUGCUCUCUGAUGAAACCUUUAAAUGGUGGCAGUGGCUGCAGUCAGAGAGGCAUCCAGCCAACUUCAGUGAAGUGUUGGAGGAGCUGUUCCAAGUAAUCCCUGAUGAGGUGCUCUACGUGGACGCCAGCCCCGAGCGCUGCAGGACCUGCGCCGUGGUGGGGAACUCUGGGAACCUGAAGGGGGCCCAGUACGGCGACCUCAUCGACUCCAGUGAUUUCAUCAUAAGAAUGAACCAGGCGCCCACCAAUGGUUUCGAGGAGGAUGUCGGCAGCAGAACGACACAUCAUGUCAUGUAUCCAGAAAGUGCCAUAGACCUGGACAACACCACCAUUCUGGUGCUGAUCCCCUUCAAGACUCUGGACCUGCAGUGGAUCAUUAGCGCCCUGACCACGGGCACCAUUAAAUAUAUGUAUACGCCGGUUACCUCCAGGAUCUGUGCUAAUCGGACCAAAGUGUUGAUUUACAGUCCAACAUUUUUCAAAUACGUCUACGAGUGUUGGCUUGAAGGUCAUGGACGGUAUCCUUCCACCGGCUUCCUCAGCUUACUGCUCGCUAUCCACAUAUGUGAUGAAGUCAGUGUGUUUGGAUUCGGUGCAGACCAGAAUGGAAACUGGCACCACUACUGGGAGCAGAACCAUUUGGCCGGAGCUUUCCGACACACGGGAGUCCAUGAUGGAGAUCACGAAUAUAAUGUCACUCUGCUGUUGGCAGACAAGCACAAAAUCCGAAUGUUUAGAGGCAGAUGAUGCCAAGCCCAUAUGUGCGGCGGGAUGAUCACCAAACGAACCUCUGCAGCCUUUCAAGGUUUAUUUUUCCUUUCGCCUCACGCUGGAAGAACAUUUUAUUUUUUUUUGGUCGUGAUUUCCAAGACAUUGUCAAAUGAACUCUUCUGGUCUGUCCACUUUCUUUAUCAUAUUUAAAGGGUAAUUUCGGUUUUUGUCAACCUGGACCCUAUUUUCCUAUGUUUUUGUGUUUAAGUGACUGAUGGAAACCCGAGUCUUUGAAAUUGGUCGGGUAUAAAGCGACAACGCUGUGAGCAGCUGCCACAGACCGGGCUGCAAUGUAAUCCUAUAGGCCAAAUGUGUAUUGUUAAUUAUGUCCACUAAAAGUGCUUUAUUUUGCCACUGAAAGGCUCAGAUUAUUAUUCUAAGUGUCUGACAACAUUAUUAAAGUCAUCUUAUUAAGAUUUA
This is a messenger RNA of Perca fluviatilis (European perch), 1707 nucleotides long. RefSeq names its product CMP-N-acetylneuraminate-beta-galactosamide-alpha-2,3-sialyltransferase 1-like. Gene Ontology annotation, molecular function: beta-galactoside (CMP) alpha-2,3-sialyltransferase activity. The transcript has 9 exons. The coding region runs from base 277 to 1263 and encodes 328 amino acids. Lineage: Eukaryota; Metazoa; Chordata; Actinopteri; Perciformes; Percidae. The record is from RefSeq and is a predicted model, not a curated record.